AUGACUAAAACUGUUACUGUGAAUACGGUGGCUGUCACGUCACUGAGAGAAACAAAGAAGCCGGAGAUCAAACCGGUGCUUGCGAGCGUUUGGAAGGAGAUUCAAGGAGCUGAUGAUUGGGAGGAUCUAAUGGAACCAUUGAAUCCUUUACUCAGAGAUGAGAUAGUGAGGUAUGGUGAGUUCGUUAGCGCUUGUUACAAGGCUUUCGAUCUCGAACCGGGCUCAAAACGAUACUUGAAUUGCAAGUAUGGGAGAAAAAACAUGUUUGCCAAGGUAGGGAUGGAGAAACCAGGCUAUAAUGUUGUGAAAUAUAUUUAUGCCACGCCGGACAUCAGCAUUCCCAUGCAAAGCACGGCGUGCUGUGGCCGGUGGAUCGGUUAUGUCGCGGUUUCUAAUGAUGAGGAAACAAAGAGACUGGGCAGAAGAGAUAUACUUGUUUCUUUCCGGGGAACGGUGACUCAGUCUGAGUGGAUUGCCAACUUCAUGAGCUCACUCACUCCUGCCAUGUUAGACCCUACUGAUGCCCGGCUAGAAGUUCAGGUUGAGACUGGUUUUCUCAAUCUUUAUACUUCUGAUGAUAGCACAUGUAAGUUCAGCCAAGGGAGUUGCAGACAACAGUUAUUGUCGGAGAUUUCAAGAAUGAUUAACAAGUAUAAAGGUGAAGAAAUGAGUAUAACUUUAGCCGGACAUAGCUUGGGUAGUUCUUUAGCAACUUUGCUUGGCUAUGAUCUUGCUGAACUUGGGCUGAAUAGAGAUGGCAAUAAUGAAAUACAAAUCACAGUGUACUCGUUCGGGGGGCCUAGAGUCGGCAAUUUUGAAUUCAAGAAGAGGUGUGAAGAACUCGGAGUUAAAGUUUUGAGAGUGGUGAAUGUAAAUGACCCGGUAACGAAGCUGCCCGGAGUUUUCCUCAAUGAAAAUUCAAGAGUUCUUGGGAAGUUUGAGCUUCCAUGGAGUUGCUCAUGUUAUACACAUGUUGGAGUUGAGUUGUCUCUUGAUUUCUUCGAGAUGGAAAACCCUACCUGUGUUCAUGAUCUUGAUGCUUACAUUGGCUUGUUGAAGUGCCCGAAUAUGGAGCAAAUGAGCGAAGAAGUUCCUUCAGCUCCGCUCUUAGCCAUUCUCCUCUUCCAGCUCUUGGUAUUCUCCUCUAUUACACUUGUCUCUGCAACAGGAGAUCAAUAUUGUGCUCCAUCAUCAUGUGGGAACCUCACAAACAUUAGAUAUCCUUUUCGUCUCAAAGAUGAUCCACCCAACUGUGGAGAUCUUAACUAUGAGCUCACUUGUGAUCAUCUCAACCACACCGUCCUCACUCUACUCUCCAACAGCUACUAUGUCAGCAAUAUCACAUACGAUGAUUCCUUCUACAUUAAUCUUGUCUACUUCAAGAUACAAGUGAAGUAUGUUGGGAUGGAGAAGUACAACAACAUUAAUAAUGGCAGCUGCAGUCAUCUUCCCCUUCCUGCCUCUCCUCUCACAUUCUCUAACUUGAGUCAUAACAAGCACUACAUGGCAUACAAAUGGGUUACUUUGGUGAAUUGCUCAAAAGAAGUGAAGAACAAGUCCAUGCAUCACUACUACAAUGACUACGACUAUGAUGACUACUACUACAAGCCAAUGCCUUGCUUGAGCCACAACAACAACUCCUUCGUCUAUCUCAUCAAUGGAUAUAAAUCAUAUGAAAUUCGCAACCUUAAACCUUCCUGCAGAUUUCUCGCCAUGUUUCCAGGUGAUAUUAAUGGGUACUUCUCAGGCCAACAACCACCUGAUAUAUUCAAGUUUCUAGCCCAAGGGUUCACCCUCAAUGGGGACAUUCGGAUGUUAAAUGCCAUCAUAGAUUGCUUAAGAAGGUCAAUGAGGUGA
Messenger RNA from Dioscorea cayenensis subsp. rotundata (Guinea yam), 1857 nucleotides. RefSeq names its product phospholipase A1-Ialpha2, chloroplastic-like. Gene Ontology annotation, molecular function: glycerophospholipid phospholipase A1 activity; polysaccharide binding. Gene Ontology annotation, cellular component: chloroplast. The record is from RefSeq and is a predicted model, not a curated record. Gene Ontology annotation, biological process: lipid metabolic process. Lineage: Eukaryota; Viridiplantae; Streptophyta; Magnoliopsida; Dioscoreales; Dioscoreaceae.